ACCACCGAAUUUGAUAACGACGAGCGGAGCAGUUUAUCUCGAGAGAUGGAGUUCAUGAUGGUGAGGAAUGAAGAGAACGCGGCUAGGCGCCGCCUGAGGACAGCGGAUCCUGAGGCUCAGGCGGCCCGGUGUGUCAAGAGGAGGAGAAGAGGCCCACCUGCAGUUGGUGGCAAUAGCCAAACCGGGCAGCAGUUGGCACAAGGGCCAGCUGAUCGAGCUUCUGGUGCCACCACUGUAAAGAGAAGCUCGAGAUUUCGCGGUGUCAGCAGGCAUCGGUGGACUGGUCGAUUUGAAGCUCACUUGUGGGACAAGCUAUCAUGGAAUUCAACACAGAAGAAGAAAGGGAAACAAGUUUACCUUGGAGCUUAUGAUGAAGAAGAACCUGCUGCAAGAGCAUAUGAUCUAGCCGCAGUUAAGUACUGGGGGCCAUCGACUUUCACCAACUUUCCGAUAUCUGACUAUGACAACGAAAUCGAGAUCAUGCAAUCUAUGACAAAAGAAGAGUAUUUGGCCUCGUUAAGAAGAAAGAGCAGUGGAUUUUCAAGAGGUGUAUCAAAGUACCGAGGAGUAGCAAGGCACCAUCACAACGGUAGAUGGGAAGCGAGAAUAGGAAGAGUUUUCGGAAAUAAGUACCUCUACCUUGGCACUUACGGUACGCAAGAAGAAGCAGCUCGCGCCUACGACAUUGCAGCAAUUGAGUACAGAGGGAUCAAUGCUGUGACCAACUUCGACUUGAGUUCUUACAUAAGAUGGUUGAAGCCAAGAGCAGACGACACUAUAUCUACUGAACAAGUACCAGAGGCAGUCGCAGAGCCCAAAAAUACACCAUUCGCGGCCAGCAGCUACAGCACAACCGAGCAAGCUCCCUUCUCGCUCAAAAAUCCUUUUGCCUCUGAUUACGUACACUCUCCUCGAAAGCAAGAAGUCAUCCCCAGCAGCAAAUCAUCUUCUCCCACUGCGCUUGGCCUACUCCUCCAGUCUUCAGUAUUCAGAGAACUGGUUCAGAAGAACUCAAGUUUCUCAGAUGAUGACAGCACUGACAGCGAAGAACCAAAGAACCAACUGCAGGCUGGUAGCAAUGAUGAGUUCGGUGGAAUAAUCUAUGACGGAGUUGGUGGCAGCCCUUUUGUUUGCUCUUCCAACACUGAUGAAAACUUUACAUGGAAUAGCUUUACAAGCACGAUUUUCGCUUAGUCAAUCAACAAAACCGAGUGCCUCAGACUCUCAGUGUUUAUUUUCUUAGACACAAACAAAACCAAACAGAACUUGUUCAUACUUGUAAAUAGCAGAAAUGCAGCAUCAACAGUAAAUAGCACGAUAUUUGGUGCUGCAUUUCGUUGUAAAUUAGACCGCAUAAAGCAUUGCUUGCAUGUAAAAUUCUCCAUAACAUCGAAUGUACAAACUCUUUCGGAUUUUCCAUCUCCUUCGUUUGUGGAUUUCAGAACUUUUCGACAUGAUCAUCCUUAAGAAGUAAAGGCAGGACAAGAUGCAUUGGCGAAGUCCCUAAAGCAGAGUCAUCCGACAUCUGCAACAUCGUUGGCACUACCAGUAACAAUUCGAUUCCCGUUGAGAGCCAGGGCCAAGCUCGUGAUAUCACAGAUCGAAAAUUUCAACACGAGCAGAGCAAUUUUAAUUGUAAAUGUUCCAUAUAUAAUAUUACUUCAAAUCAAAACAAAAACAAAAACUACAUAUUGUUGAUCACCAAAAAGAACAAAACUAAAAGUUUCUGAAAGCCUAUCAUAUGAAAUUGCCUGCAACAUGUUAUGAUGUGUUGCUGUUACUUUUGUCAUCAAUCCCCAUCGCUCGAAUGCUAUAAGGCCAUCAUACAUUCCGUAGCACUUCUUGAAUAAUUAGCCAGGUAUUCAAAAACCUUGGAGAAUCCUUCCUUUUCUUUAGCUUAUGCUCCUCGACUUGUCGAAUCAUUAGCUCCCUGACAUCAUUCCCAAACUCUGUCAUGGCGGCAGACGUCACAUAUUUAUAUGGAAGUUUAUUCAAACAAGCUAACAAAUGAUGAUACAGCGAAGGCGUGUCGUUCUUAGCAGCAGGAAACUUGAAUAGCCCGUCAUUAAGAGCUUCAACACAGGCCUUCAGUGAAGAGACAUAUGAUGUAAAGCAAGCACACGAUUUUGGAAUUUCUGUUUCGAGCUUAGAGUAGGUAGUAAGCUGGUGUGGCCGUGUGUGUCGCUGCAGAACACUUCGUAGGGCACUUUUACUGUCUCCAUGAUUCUCUUUUCGGCCUCAUGAUACUCCGACACGAUUCUCAUAUUUCUCAUUAGGCAGUGAAACAAGGCAGCAAGUUGUGGCCUCAUCUCUUUAUCUGUUAGCCACUGAAUUUCAGAGUACUGUACUUCUCAAUUCUUUCAUGGAUUCACUUGCUCAUGUAGUUCCCCUCAGCGUGAACAAAUGACCCGUGAUUGUCUUUGUCUCAUUGCCAUCAGAAACACCGCUAUUGAAAUGAUAUUUUGAAGAAGCUUUGGAGCUUGAUCUAUGGACAUUUUCGGAGGAACAUCUAGACAAGGUGGAGCGUUUUAGCGGCAGUGAACGAAUGAGCUUGUUUGGGUCGUUUUGCGUCAUCACUGAACGCUCGAGCUUGUUCAAGUUUUCUUCGAUCUCCUCCAAUUUUCUCCACAGAAGAUUGUAUUUGAUCCAUAUUGGCAUCAAGCGUCUUAGAAACCUCUCAACAAGGACCUGCGGCCUGCCUCGAUGCUACGACACCUCCUGUGAAGAAGAACCAAAGACGACGACACUUAACAUUACUCAAAAUGUGUUCAUCUAGUUAGUCGUGUAAUUUUUUAUACGAAACUUUACAUUAUUCAACACACCCUUUCACGUGAAACCAUUCUUU
Messenger RNA from Pyrus x bretschneideri (Chinese white pear), 2845 nucleotides. RefSeq names its product AP2-like ethylene-responsive transcription factor At1g79700. Bases 46 to 1194 code for a protein of 382 amino acids. The transcript is spliced from 6 exons. Gene Ontology annotation, molecular function: DNA-binding transcription factor activity; DNA binding. The record is from RefSeq and is a predicted model, not a curated record. Gene Ontology annotation, biological process: regulation of DNA-templated transcription. NCBI's taxonomy places the organism in Eukaryota, Viridiplantae, Streptophyta, Magnoliopsida, Rosales, Rosaceae.